AUGCCUGGGGUCAUGUAUGGCCCAUUACACUAUCGUUCAUUAGAAAUGAGUAAGACUGUUGCACUCCAGGUUACUCGAGGCAACUAUGAUAAAGCUAUGGUUUUACCCAGUAGUGCAAAAUGUGACCUAAAUUGGUGGGUUGAUAAUGUUGAAACUGCAUACAAUGUUGUAAGUAAUGGGGAGUCUGAUCUUACCAUGACCACAGAUGCAUCUAAAACAGGAUGGGGGUGCACCCUGCAAGAUCUCCCUACAGGAGGCCAAUGGACUCCUGAGGAGGCUUCUGGGCAUAUCAAUUUUUUAGAAAUAAAAGCAGUUCUAUUAGGUUUACAGUCCUUUGGUGAUAAAGUGGCUGAUAGGCAUGUUAAAGUUUUGAUAGAUAAUACAACUGCUGUUUCUUGCCUCAAUCAAAUGGGCACUGCAUACAGCAUGGGUGUUUGGAUUACUACUGCCCAUAAUCCUGGUGUAGCAAAUAUUGUUGCUGACCAAGAAUCCAGGAAGACUAGCUCUGACUUAGAGUGGGCAUUAGAUUUAAAGAUAUACCAGUAA
This is a messenger RNA of Paramuricea clavata, 546 nucleotides long. NCBI's taxonomy places the organism in Eukaryota, Metazoa, Cnidaria, Anthozoa, Malacalcyonacea, Plexauridae. The record is from the annotation of a GenBank genome assembly.